Molecule: messenger RNA, 5033 nt
Organism: Mauremys reevesii (Reeves's turtle)
Lineage: Eukaryota; Metazoa; Chordata; Testudines; Geoemydidae
Product: maestro heat-like repeat-containing protein family member 7
Exons: 30
Coding region: 287-3370 (1027 amino acids)
Cellular component (GO): cytoplasm
Source: RefSeq, a predicted model, not a curated record
CUGGCUCAGCUGGCCCUCAGUGUCAGUUGCUUUUACUUUGACAGAAGGAGAGGCUGGGUAUUGUGCUGGCUAACGCUGAUUUCAGAUCCAAGAUCUAAUCUAUUACUGAGUGGACAAAAGUGCUUUAUAAUUCCACUCUUGGUGGCGUCAUUGUGUCAGAUUAGUUUUGUCGCCUUUUUUCUCUUUACAAACAUUGACUAAGUAACCUUCCUCAUCCCUGGGAGGUACAGAAAGACAAUAAGAUUGACUGAAACGAAACUGGCAACCCUUCCUGACGUGCUGCAGAAUGGACGUGCACAGCUUGCCAAGGGAUGAGGACGACGACGCAGCUGCUGAGGGCACGUCCACCUUGGGAAGUGAGGAACAUUCCAGUGGGAGCCAGCGUGAGCCACAGCUGGCUCGAGAAGAUACUCAGGAUGGCCCAGGCAAGGUCGUUCCUAAGCAGAGUGGGCCCAUCCUGAGGUGUCUAAAGCGAAUCUGCCAAAAAGCAAAGAAAGACAAGAUGCCAUAUCUCCGAACUGUCACUACAGUCCCAGAUAUCUCGCGCAUGGAGACUAUUUGGGAGGCGGAUGAAGGUGGACUUGAGCAGCAUGGCUGUGCUAUGGAGGGAGCCAUGCUCAUGCUGGAAUCAUGGAGAAACACUGUUGACUACUUCAAUAGUAACAAAGAGGAUUUCAUUAUGAAAAAAAGUUUCUUAAGACUCUUGUCUGUUCUCAGCAAGAGCAUCGACUGGCAUAACAUGCCUGACUUUUUUAUUCACAACAUUGCAUCCGACACUGCGGGAGCCAUCGUGGAGAUGAUUAAGAAAGAACCCCGGGACUCUCUCUCCAGCACCAUACGGCUCCAGGCCAUGGCCACCAUUAUCGACCUGAGCAAAAAGCACGUGGUGAAGGCCAUGGGCUCCCACCAGAGAAGGGUCCUGCUGAGAACAUUCCUCAAGAGCGUGUUUUCCCUGCCACUCCUCACGACAUUGCAGGCGCAAGGAGUAAUCAGGGAUACAAGUGCCCAGUACACAAAGGCUCUCUUCAUUGGAACAUUGCAGACCCUCAACGAGAUGCUCCAGAGUCUGAUUGUAGAAAAUCCAGUUCCGUCUGAGCUAGAGAGGAUCUUGCAGCUCAUGGAGUCCUGGAUGCAGUCCAGGGAAGAGUGCCUGCGGGUGAGGGCUGUAUGGAGCAGCUUAAUGCUCCUAAACUUCGUGGCCACAGAAGUCAAACUGGAUGAAGCGUCUCCGUUCACCAGGCUCGGACACCUGGUUGCAGUGCUGGGGAUCCGCUGUGGGGAUCCCGUCAAGGCGGUCAGCUCAAAGGCAGCAGAGGGUGUUCAUCACCUCGUCUCUAUUGCGUGGCACCAAAAGACUGCACAGUUGGACAGAAAGAACGUGGAAUGCACUGAACAGAGGAACAAGGAAUUUCUGGCUGCUUGGAGCCCCACUGUGGUUCACAACAGCCCCUCCAGGAUCGCGGAGCUCUUUGGAAUCUAUUUUAACCCAAGAGAGAGGACAGAUUUCAUUCUGACUGUUAUGGAUGGCCUGACGGAUCACUGCAACAAUAACUGCCAGCCCACCGCAGAGGGAUUGCUGUCUGCCAUGCUGAACAGUGGUGGGAUGAAGGUGGAGAAGGCAGCAGACCUUGUGGCUGGGGUUUGCAGCCGGUUGGAUUCAGUCCAGCAGCCCAGCUCCAGGACAGUGAUGAUGAAGUUAGUGGCUCUGCUGGCUGGCGAGGCGGAGCAUCUGGACCCAGUGAUCUCAUGCCUUCUGGACCACUCCUUCCCUACAGACAGAAAUUUGGCCGAGCUGUGGCAGUUCCUAUCUGCUGACCCGGCCCUCAGAGAACAGGUGAUGGAGAACCUGGUUGUGAAGCUGCAGAGUCACCACAGCUCUGAGCACCAAGCCUCUCACAUGUCUGCUGCCGCCACAUGCGCCCUCUAUGAGAUGAUCUCGGUGAGCAAGUCCAAAGAUGUCACAAACCGCCUCUAUCCUCAGCUGCUAAUGGCGCUUCUUGUCGAAAUCCAUUUCAGCCUGGGACAGAGCCUGCCAGGGGAUAAGGUCUCUGGAAGGGAAAGCAGUCGGCAGAGCAUCCACACCAGCACUGCAGUGGAGGCUGUAAAGAUGCUGCUGCUCAAUGUGGGCUGCCGUUUCAAGCUGACUGUUAUGGAGAAGGAGCACGGCUGGAUCCUUCUACAAAGCCCCAGAGAUCACCUCCAUGGGGUGAGCCUGCUGGCCAGAGCCAUGUUGCACUAUGCUUGCCCUGAGACCACAAGGAUGCUGCUGGACCUAGUGAUCCCGCUCCUCGACAGAGGUGAUAAGAAGCACAGGCUGACCACGAUGGCCUUCUUUGUAGAACUUCUGCGUUGCAAAGAGGCCGAGAAGCUCCCACAUCCAGACACUCUGGACCGUCUCGAGGAGUGGACAAAACACCCCAGCCCUGUUUUCCGUUCACUUGGUCUAAGAGGACUCGGCAUCCUGGCAACCCAACCAGGGAAGGUGGAACAAGUCAAGGCCCUGCUGCCUGCCAUCCUUUGGGGCUCGGAUGAGAUGGAUGAUGGGAGUAUUCUGGAGGCCAUCUCAGCUGUUCAGAACCUUCUGCAGAGCCUGGUUGGGAGUGAGCUCACCAGCGUGGCCAGGAAGCUAAUCCCCUUACUCAGUGCCGUGAGACCCCAGGUGCGCUCUGCUGCCAUCAUGCUCUUUACAGAGUUGCUUAACACAGUGAAGAGGAGGCAGAAGCACCUGAUGCAGGAGGAAGUGACCUGCAGCCUGGUCCCACUGCUCCUUCACUUACAGGAUGAGGACCCUGACGUGGGCAAGAGGUGUCAGAAAGCCUUGGCUGGGUGUUUUCGGCUCCUGGGAUGGGCUUGUCCUAAGCAGAUUAACAGCAAGAAGGCUUGGCACAAGUAUCCGCAGGUGGUGGACAAGAUCUGCCAGCACUCUGUGCUGAAGCUCAGGAGCGUAUCUGACACCUUGCUCCAAUGUCUGGAUCACCUCCAAAGCCCUCAGGUUCCAAUACGACGGGCAGCAGCCAUCUUUAUCGGUUGCACUGUUCAAAACUCAGAGCCCGCCAUGGUCAGGCAAGAGAAGGAGUUGAUACUUCAGUCUCUCAGUGGCCUGCAGCAGGAUCCGGAUUCCUCUGUCCGUGUCAGCGUCUCACGGGCCAUUCAGCAAGUCCGGGAUCCUGGCAGAAACCAGUCACCUCGGGCCAUUCAGCAAGUCCGGAAUCCUGGCAGAAACCAGUCACCUCAGACCCUAGGAGCUAGAUUCAGGAACCUGUUCCACUGCUUGACUGGCCAGGAGGAGAGGGAAAAUGCUCCUGACAGAGAUCUCAUGGGUGGCCCGGACCCUUCCCAAAGCCACCGAUGGGUCUCAGGAGGGCCUUGAGUUCCCACAGAGAAGUUGGUGACUGGAGGAGGUCGGCUGAGCCACCCCCCCAGACCCGAAGCCAGUGCCUGCAUGAUGCUGUGAUAAUUAACUGCAUUGUUCCCCAUGAGAUGUAGGCAGCUGGGGAUGCGUUUAAGUGACCCCUGUACUCAGCAGAAUGACGGCUGCUGGCUCCAGCUAGACAAAAAGGCUCCGAUCUCUGAUACAUUCUUUGUGACCGUGUAGGAAGAGAUGGAAUCUGUGCAUUAGCCCUCAUGCUAUGGAGUCAUGGGAAGGUUUGGCAGCAGAAGUAGAUGCUGUGUGGACUAAUCUACGAAUGACUAACAGACACUUGGGCCAGCACUUUCAAACACGGAUGUCAAAAGUUAGGUACCUAAAGCCAUACUUCUUCUUCAACACUUCGCUGAACGGUUGGCCAUAGCAAUUGUUCACCGUUGAUCCAUUCCUGUGCUUGACGGGCCGAGAGCCCAACAUCGGAAUAGACUUGAGACACCCACGUAAUAGGGGGCUUGCCUUUGGGCUGCCUCCACCCCUUGAUUGGUGAAAUUUUCUCUUGGAUGUUACGAGCCAGUCAAAGAACGGCGUUAGCCGGAACGUCUUGUGGCAUACUCGCAACACGUCCGAAAAGCAUAAGACGCCAUUUGCAGACAAUGGCCCCAGUAGUCUGCAGACCAGAGCAACCAUAAACAUCUGCAUUACAAAUGAAGUCAUUCCACUCUAUGCCCAAUAUACAACAUUGGCAUUUUGUGUGGAAAGCCUCCAGCUUUGCCCACUCUGAGUGGCGCAGUCUCCAUGUUUCGCAACCGUACAGCCGUACGGAGAGGAUAUAGCUCGACUAGCUCCUGAACUUGGUUGUCGUGCCGAGAUGAUGUUGAUUCAUUGUAAACGACCCCUGGCAGAGGCUGCACUGCCACACUCAAGCACCUCAAUAAAUGGCCUGAUCUUUCUCAAAUGCUGAAUACCAAGAACUUCUCACUCAAAUCUGCCAAAGCCAUGGCUGCUCAGCUCCUCUGAAAAUCAAUCCACUUGUUUAUGAAUGUCAGUGCCAGACUUUGGACAGUGACAUAGGAAGACAUUGGCCUGCGCCUAUGCAUGGACCCUCAUCCUACGAUCCAGCCCCUCAACGGAUACAUCCCAGCUUCUAACUGUGAGCCAUUCAGCUACAAUGGGGAGGCCUAGAUGCUAGCCCCACACCACUGUGCUGGCCAUGAGAGAGGGAAGGAUUUCAGGCCCAAGGCCCAAGUGGGGCGGGAAGAAGCACAGACUCACCUCCGUUGCCUUCUUUGCUGAGGGUGCCUCUCCAGCACGCCGGCAGACAGACCCAGAUCAGGAGGCCUGGCGCUGAAUGAUGUGGUUUGGGGCAGCCGCUGACUACAAUAACCCCUGGUCCCUUUGCAGCGGAUCAGAUUAUGUCCGGUCUCUGUGCCCAUUGAUACAGGCUGGGUAGCAGGAGCCCUUCAGCCCCACGGUGACAUGGGCUGUUACGUGUUUCAAUGAUUAAUCCUUCUUCGACCUAUUCCAGGCCGGAAGGGCCGAGAUGCUGUUUCCUGAGGAGCUGUUCCAGGACUAGCUAGGAGCCUUUCCAAGCGUCACAGAAGAACGGUCCAGAGUUAAUAUGGCCUAGAGUUGUUUGUUGCAUAAUAAAGCUGCUGCUGAUUUCCAA